AUGGCGCGCCGAGGUGAGGACGAUGACCUCAGUCGUGCGCUGUCGCAAGACAACGUGGAGGAACAAGACUUGGAGAAGAAGGAUGAACCGUCACAGUUCCUGGAGGUUCCUCGAGACUUGAGAAGAGGUGGCCGUGGCAAGAGCGAGGACAGCACACCUUUGGAGAAGAUCGACUCCGUGGCUACGACCGCCACUGAGGCCAGUACUGCUGCUCCUGUUAAAUCGAGAGAACAGGAGAAAAGGCCAUGGCACCACAGAAUAAACCCGCUCCGAGGCAAGCCUCCCCCAGUACCCGAAGAGCGAACAGUGUCCCGGGAGUACACCGCCAGCUUUCUCAGCCUGUUGACUUUUCAAUGGAUGAACCCCCUCAUGACCACCGGGUACAAACGGACGGUCGAGUUGAACGACAUCUGGCUUGUCAAUCCCGACCGAAGCUCUGCUACUAUGAUCGAUCUCCUUAUGGCAUCUUUCAAACGACGGACUGCACGAGGAGAGCGAAGUCCACUGCUCUGGGCGCUCUUUGACACCUACCGAGGCGAGUUCUUGCUUGGCGGAUUGUGCGCUCUCUUCUCGGCUCUGUUCCAGGUUUUCUCUCCUUACACAACUCGAUAUCUCAUUCAGUUUGCUACGGACGCUUGGGUUGCACAAAAGACGGGCCAACCUGCUCCACAUAUCGGACGAGGCGUGGGCCUGGUGCUCGGUAUUACCUUUAUGCAGAUAUGUCAGUCGGUAUCCACCAAUCAUUUCAUCUAUCGCGGUAUGAUGGUCGGAGGACAGGCCAGAGCCGCCCUCAUCAACGCAAUUUUUGAGAAAUCUUUGGUCAUCUCCAGCCGCGCAAAGGCUGGUGGCAAAGCUCUGACGGAAGAAGAACCCUCCAACGAGACUGACGACACCCAGAGCGAAAAGGUCAGGGACCGCCCCCUCCUUUCUCGGGUACUCUCAAAGAAGCUGCACCCGAAAGGCGGUCCAAAGGUAACUCCAGAUAAAUCGACUGGUGUCGCUGGGGAUGGGACAGGCUGGAGUAACGCAAAGAUCGUCAACCUGAUGAGUGUUGAUACUUAUCGCGUGGAUCAGGCUUCCGGUUUGUUCCAUAUCAUGUGGACUUCCCCGGUUCAAGUCAUCGUCGUUCUCGUCGUGCUCUGUAUAAACCUUGGAUACAGUGCUCUUGCAGGGUAUGCUUUGCUGAUCAUCUCGCUUCCGCUGUUGACCAUGGCAAUAAAGUCGUUGCUGAUGCGCCGAAAGAAAAUCAACAAAGUGACUGACCAGCGUGUCACGCUCACACAAGAGAUUUUGGGCUCGGUACGGUUCGUCAAGUUUUUCGGUUGGGAGACAAGCUUCCUCGAUCGUCUCAAAGAACUUCGAAAACGAGAAAUCAGAGCUAUACAGAUAUUAUUGUCCAUCAGAAACGCCAUCAAUGCGGUUUCUAUGUCCAUGCCAGUCUUUGCCUCGAUGCUGGCUUUCAUCACAUACUCACUGUCGGACCACGGUCUGGCUCCCGCACGAGUGUUUUCUUCGCUUGCACUUUUCAAUUCAUUGCGAAUGCCACUCAAUCUGCUUCCGCUUGUCUUGGGUCAAGUCACCGAUGCACAGAAUUCUCUGCAGCGGAUCCAGGAGUUCCUCCUUUCCGAAGAACAGAAGGACCAGAUCACUUGGGACGAAGAUCUUGAGCAUGCGGUGGAAGUCGAACAUGCCUCAUUCACUUGGGAACGCACGGCAUCUCAAGACGAUGAAAAGCCCGGUACUUUCCAGACAAGAGGUCAACUUAUGGCCACGAAAAUGGCCGAGAAGAAGAAGAAGAAGGCCGACAAGAAGGCAGCAAAGGCAGCUAAAAAGAGCAAAACAUCACCUCUUGUAUCCAAAGAGGAUAUCGCAAGCGAGACUACCGAAGUCGAGCCUUUCAAAUUGCACGAUAUGUCCUUUACCGUUGGCCGGAACGAGCUACUGGCUGUAAUUGGCACUGUGGGUUCUGGCAAGACGUCGCUGCUUGCUGCAUUAGCAGGUGAUAUGAGGAAGACGGGCGGCAAAGUCAGAAUGGCCUCAACGCGAGCCUUCUGCCCACAAUAUGCCUGGAUUCAGAAUGCAACGUUAAAGGAUAACAUAUUGUUUGGUAAACCGUACAAGUCCAAGUGGUACAGAGAUGUGAUUGACGCCUGUGCUCUGCGACCCGAUCUCGAAAUUCUCCCUGCGGGUGAUCAAACUGAGAUUGGAGAGCGCGGUAUCACUCUUUCGGGUGGUCAAAAACAACGACUGAACAUCGCUCGCGCGAUCUACUUUGACGCCGACAUUGUCCUAAUGGACGAUCCCUUGUCUGCCGUCGAUGCUCACGUCGGACGUCACAUUAUGGACGAGGCAAUCUGUGGCUUGAUGAAAAACAAAUGUCGAAUUCUUGCCACUCAUCAGCUACAUGUCUUGUCUCGGUGCGACAGGAUCAUCUGGAUGGAGGAAGGCCACAUCCAGGCCAUCGACACCUUUGACAACUUAAUGGCUCACAGCGUUGACUUUCAGAAGCUGAUGGCAACGACUUCCCAGGAAGGUACUAAGGCCACAGGACCUGAAGAUGAAGGUGAAGAUGAAGAUGAAGAAAAAGGGGAGAAGAAGCCCGAAAAGAAGCUCAAGAAAGGAAAGGCUCUCAUGCAGCAAGAGGAGCGUGCAACCAGUUCCGUCACUUGGGGAGUAUGGAAAGCGUACAUCAAAGCCUCCGGCUCACCCAUAUUGUGGCCGUUAAUCUUCGUCUCCUUGGUCUUGUCUCAGGGGGCUAACAUUGCCACCAGCCUGUGGCUCAGUUGGUGGACUAGUAACAAGUUUGGCUACUCUGAAGGAGCAUACAUCGGGGUCUAUGCCGCUCUUGGCUGCUCUCAAGCGGUUCUCAUGUUCAUCUUCUCGACCAUCCUAUCCACCAGUGGGACGAAUGCUAGCAAGGCGUUGCUGCAAAAGGCCAUGACCCGAGUUCUACGUGCUCCCAUGUCCUUCUUUGAUACCACACCUCUCGGGCGCAUAACCAACCGGUUCUCGAAGGACGUCGACUCUAUGGACAACAAUCUGACAGAUGCCAUGAGGAUGUACUUCUUGACCUGUGCCAUGAUCACGUCGGUUUUCGCGCUGAUCAUUGCCUAUUUCCACUAUUUUGCAGUGGCCUUGGGGCCGCUCUUCGUCCUCUUCUUAUUUGCUUCCAGCUAUUACCGAGCAUCUGCACGAGAGGUCAAAAGGCACGAGGCAGUCUUACGAUCUACGGUGUUUGCACGAUUUUCAGAGUCCAUUUCUGGGACGGCAUCUAUCCGGGCAUAUGGUCUACAAAAGUAUUUCACCUCCCGGAUUCGGGAAGCUAUCGACGACAUGGAUUCCGCAUACUAUCUAACGUUUGCAAAUCAACGUUGGCUAUCCACACGACUGGACGCCAUCGGAAACGUUCUUGUCCUUGUCACGGGCAUUUUGGUCGUGACCGAUCGCUUCGACGUCAACCCGAGCAUAGCAGGCUUAGUUUUGUCCUACAUUUUGGCGAUUGUGCAAAUGAUCCAGUUCACAGUACGACAGCUAGCAGAAGUUGAGAACAACAUGAAUGCAACGGAGCGAUUGCACCAUUACGGGUCCGAGCUCGAUCAGGAAGCGCCUCUAAAACUUCGAGAUGUCCCGAAGUCGUGGCCAGACGCAGGGGCCAUCAGCUUCAGCAAAGUGGAAAUGCGAUACCGACCGGGCCUGCCGCUUGUGCUGAAGGGGUUGGAUUUCCGUGUCCGAGGCGGAGAAAGAAUCGGCAUCGUCGGUAGGACUGGGGCUGGAAAGUCAUCCAUCAUGUCUGCCCUUUUCCGGCUGACAGAACUUACGAGCGGUCAGAUCAGAAUCGACGACAUUGACAUUGCGACUGUGGGCCUGAACGAUUUACGGUCACGGCUGUCGAUCAUUCCUCAAGAUCCGACCCUGUUCCGUGGUACGGUCAGAUCUAAUUUGGACCCUUUCAAUGAACACGCAGAUCUCGAUCUUUGGGCAGCGUUACGCAAAGCCGGUCUGGUCGGCGAGGAUGCGACCAACGAAAAGGCAGACCGUCCUCAUACGGCCGAGACAGCUGUGACUUCGACUUCCAAUGGCAAUGAGCAGACGACAGGGUCAAGCCGCAUCCACCUUGACAGCACGGUGGAAGAAGAAGGACUGAAUUUCUCUCUCGGUCAAAGACAGUUGAUGGCUCUUGCGCGAGCUCUCGUUCGAAAUUCUCAAAUCAUUGUCUGCGACGAAGCCACCUCUUCGGUCGACUUUGAAACGGACGAGAAGAUUCAAAGGACCAUGAGAACGGGGUUUGCGGGCAAGACCCUUCUCUGCAUUGCCCAUCGUCUGAAGACCAUCAUCAACUAUGAUCGAAUCUGUGUGAUGGACCAAGGGCGAAUUGCCGAGCUUGAUACACCGAUCAACCUGUUUGAAGCCAAUGGGAUUUUCCGAAGCAUGUGCGACAAGAGCCGCAUCGUGAGGGAGGAUUUUUUCCGAGAGUCAUAG
Molecule: messenger RNA, 4479 nt
Organism: Exophiala spinifera
Lineage: Eukaryota; Fungi; Ascomycota; Eurotiomycetes; Chaetothyriales; Herpotrichiellaceae
Exons: 1
Coding region: 1-4479 (1492 amino acids)
Biological process (GO): transmembrane transport
Cellular component (GO): membrane
Molecular function (GO): ABC-type transporter activity; ATP hydrolysis activity; ATP binding
Source: RefSeq, a predicted model, not a curated record